Molecule: messenger RNA, 3000 nt
Organism: Scaptodrosophila lebanonensis
Lineage: Eukaryota; Metazoa; Arthropoda; Insecta; Diptera; Drosophilidae
Gene: l(2)dtl
Product: protein lethal(2)denticleless
Exons: 3
Coding region: 121-2484 (787 amino acids)
Biological process (GO): mitotic G2 DNA damage checkpoint signaling; proteasome-mediated ubiquitin-dependent protein catabolic process
Cellular component (GO): nucleus
Molecular function (GO): protein binding; protein-macromolecule adaptor activity
Source: RefSeq, a predicted model, not a curated record
GCGUCGCAGGAAUAUGUGCUAGGCUGUAGGCGCAGAAUUUGUUUUAAUUGCAUAAAAUAUCAAAAGAAAAUAUUUAAAACCGUGUUCAGCCAUACAAUUAAACUAAUCCACAUAAUUAAAAUGAAUAUUUAUAACAAACUGCGCCGCAGAGAACAUGGUUUGGCUAACGAGCGGACCUAUGACUUUGCCCUACGGCGGCUGUGUGUUUCCAAGGAGGAUAGCUGGCGGGGCAUUGCGCCUGCUAACUACAGUCCGGACUUUAAUCCGGAGCCUCCCAUAUUCUCGGCAAAGUUUGCCAACUGCGAUGGAUAUCGUCACAUACUGGCCAUUGCCAAUGAGGAUGGCAAGAUUGCGUUGCAGGACACGACGCUGCGCAACCAGGAGCCGGAGGAGCAAUCGCUAAGCGCGCCACAGUGCCACUUCAAUGCUGUGUUUGAUUUGGAAUGGGCGCCAGGUCAGAUGAGAUUUGUAUCCGCCUCGGGGGAUCAUACGGCACGACUUUGGGAUGUGGCUGGCUCUGGUAUAAGGGGGCUAAACUCAUAUGUCGGGCACACACGGUCCGUCAAGUCGGCUGCCUUUAAGCGCACGGAUCCCGCUGUCUUUGCCACUGGCGGGCGAGACGGCGCCAUACUUAUAUGGGACAUUCGUGCCAAUCUAAAUAUGGAUCUGACUUCGCGCAUUGACAAUUGUAUAUACAGUGGACACGCGGGUGGCCCAGGUACGCCCAUAUCGCAGCGCAAGCAGCGCACUCGCACACCUAAGACGGUGGCAAAUACCACAUCGAGCAGCAUUACUGGACUGGCGUUUCAGGACAACGAUACUCUCAUCUCCUGUGGAGCCGGUGACGGCAUCAUAAAAGUUUGGGAUCUGCGACGCAACUACACGGCCUACAAGAAAGAGCCACUGCCCAGGCAUAGUCUGCCCUAUGCCGGCAACUCUACGUUCAAGGGCUUCACAAAUCUUAUUGUGGAUGCUGCGGGCGCUCGUUUGUACGCGAACUGCAUGGACAACACCAUUUAUUGCUACAAUCUUAUGUCGUAUUCUCCCAAACCGCUGGCGUGCUACAAAGGCUUGCUUAACUCCACCUUCUAUAUUAAAUCGUGCCUUAGUCCGGACGGCAAGUAUUUGCUCAGUGGCAGUAGCGAUGAGCGCGCCUACAUCUGGAAUUUGGAGCAUGCGGAUGAGCCUCUAGUAGCGUUGUCUGGCCACACUGUUGAGGUGACUUGUGUGGCGUGGGGUGCCACUCACGACCGCCCGCUGGUCACAUGUAGUGACGAUGCACGUCAUAAGAUUUGGCGUAUUGGACCCGACAAUGUAACUGAUGCGGAACGUGCAGAAAACUAUCGUGGACACGCAGCCUAUGUGCGACAGUUCGAUAGGAAACCAGCGUCCGCUGGCGCAGCCACACACAAGUACAAUUUACGGGCGCUGGAGUCGACGCCACGCUCCCUUAAACGCCUGAUGGAGCAGAACGAACGCACGCCCGGAUCUGUGGAGAAAAUGUCUAUGAAACGUUCAUUUUUGGACAUGCUGGGUGCGGCGGCUAGCACAAGCAAUGAUGCGGAUCCGGAGCACCAGCAACAGAAACGACCAAAGAUGUUGGAGUCUAGAGGGCGUCGUCUUUUUGGGCCCACCACGAACCCACAGGAGCCUUCAUGCCGACACAUACAAUUGCCAGCGAUUGCAGAGGAUGAUCCCCUGCCCCUGAGAGCACCAGAAGAACGGAGCUCAGAUAUGACUUGCAAUCAGGAGAACACAAUCGAAGAAGUAUCACCUUUGUCGUCCUCAUCAAGCAAAGCAUAUAGCGUCGCUAAUAUGCCAUCACCACUAAGUGAAAAUAUCAAUCACAUCUACACCUCGCCACCAACGACAUCAGCAGCCGCUGCAUCAGCAUAUUCGUCCGCCUCCUCUCCGCUUGGACAGUCCUUGUUACUGUCCAGUAAUGGCAUUUAUUCGCCCACUUCGAAUUUACCCAACUACGUGCUGGAUGGAGAGGCGCCACAUUUAGGGAUUAUGUCACCCAAACGUAAGGCCAAAGAAAAAGUAGACUGGCUAACGAAAAUACGCAAACAGAAGCUAAUGACCAGCGUACGAGCGCCGCUUUCACUGAGCGAGAAAAUUAACGAGGAGCAGCAGUCGUGUGUUACUGCCGACGUACUGGCCUCGCCGCGUUUAAAGAGUUUGCGUAACUCUGAGUGCAGCCCGCGUUUGCAGGCCACACCACGGCGUCGCACCUCACAUAACGAUGGUACGGGUGGGUCUGGCACACCCCGCACUCCUACUUCAAGUCGGCGGAACAGCGAGACAACGCUCCUGCGUUUCUUCAGCGUGCAGCGCACCAAUGUCAUUCGGGAGACUGUUGAGGUGGAUGUCGAUGGAAGUGCCAACAUCGGUGUAGAUGAUGUUCCACCGCUUUCGCCAAGUCCACCAACUGCUCCUCCUCUAACAACACACACUCCUACAACUACUACGGUGGGUAAUUGACACGCAAGCGUUGCUGAAAUCUUUAUUAAAUUUACAAAUAUUGUUCAGAGACGGUUUGCGCAGUUCUUCAUGUGAUUAAGUUAAGUUGGCACACAAAAAAAAAAGUUUACCAAUGUGCUUAAUUAGCUUAAUUUUAAAACACUGUAAGGAGAAGCGAUUCGGGCAUUUGUUUUACUUUGCAAAUUAGCUGUUUGCAUGAAAUUGUUUCUAAUUCACAGCCAUUUUUUUAAAUUGGUAUUACUUUCAAUAGUAGCUGCUACAAAUUAAAAAUUGAUAGCAAUUUGUGGCAUAUCAUUUCAUAAGCAGGUAUAUCCAAAAGAUCUAAUAGGAUCGAUCCUCUUUCGUGUCGUCAAUUGUAUCAUUUGUAGUUUUAACUGGACUUUAUUAUUUAAGUUAAAUUUUAAAUUAGUUCUAAGUGGGAUUUUUCUAUCCGGUCUGGAUGAGUUGGUAGCCAAUUCCCAAACUGUACAGUACCAAUACAAACAAAUGAAAGACUAAAUACAUAUGUAUAACGCU